Messenger RNA from Lycium barbarum (goji berry), 899 nucleotides. RefSeq names its product heavy metal-associated isoprenylated plant protein 12-like. The transcript is spliced from 3 exons. Gene Ontology annotation, molecular function: metal ion binding. The record is from RefSeq and is a predicted model, not a curated record. NCBI's taxonomy places the organism in Eukaryota, Viridiplantae, Streptophyta, Magnoliopsida, Solanales, Solanaceae. Bases 175 to 588 code for a protein of 137 amino acids.
AAAUCCAUCAACUUAUUAGCAACUCUAACAUAUUUCUAAUUUCUUUCUCUCAACCUUUGAAUAUUCUUUUUCUCUUCCUUUUUCUAUAGUUAGAGAAAGAGAAAGAAAUUAAGUCUUGAUCUGUUACUUACUUCGAUACACUAAACUCAGAUCUCGAAGUCUCAGCUAAACAAGAUGAUGAAAGUAGUGCUGAAGUUGGAGUAUCUGGAUGAGAAAGUCAAGCAAAAGGUCAUGAAAAAAGUUUCUGUUGCGGAAGGGGUUGACUCAAUUUCGAUAGAUUCGAAGGAUAAGAAAUUGACAGUAACAGGAAACGUAGAUCCAGUUGAAUUAGUUUCAAAAGUGCAGAAGCUGUGUCACACUGAGAUACUCUCUGUUGGACCUGCAAAAGAGCCUGAGAAGAAGAAAGACGAGCCGAAGAAAGAGGAAGCAAAGAAGGAUGACAACAAGAAAGAGGCAGUAGUAAUAAAGGCAUAUCCAGCUCCACUGUACUAUCAGCAACCUUAUCAGCAUUACCCUACACCUGUUCCUACUUGUUAUCGUAACUAUCAUAGCAUGGAAGAGGAUCCAACUUCUUGCGUUAUCUGCUAACUUAGUGGAUUCAGUUCACACCUAUGAUUUCUUUAAGGAAAUUUAUCAAAGUUGGUGUGUGCUUAAUUGUCACUGUCGCGCUAGAUCUAUUCCCUUACCUAUAUAAAAAAAAAAAAUCCUAUGUACCUUUCGAGCUUGCUGACGAGUGGUGUCGCAUUAGAUUUGUUAACUAGUGCUUUUGCUUUGCCACUCUGCAAAGAACCAGUCAACGCUUUUCUAAUGCCAUAACUUUUAGUGGGCAUUUUGGAUAAUAUAUGGCUGAAGUUAGAGAAAAAAGUAUUUGAAGUUGAAUGGAAUAUUUGAGAGUUCAA